Molecule: messenger RNA, 4152 nt
Organism: Branchiostoma floridae (Florida lancelet)
Lineage: Eukaryota; Metazoa; Chordata; Leptocardii; Amphioxiformes; Branchiostomatidae
Product: protein FORGETTER 1-like
Exons: 24
Coding region: 164-4057 (1297 amino acids)
Biological process (GO): regulation of DNA-templated transcription
Cellular component (GO): nucleus
Molecular function (GO): chromatin DNA binding; histone binding
Source: RefSeq, a predicted model, not a curated record
GUGGGUGUUACGAAAUAUGGCGGGAGUCUAAACAGCGAAUUUUGCUACAACUGGAGGUUUCCUCCUAUAACUUCGAAACAACGUGCCCAUAUCCCUGGAGAAGGUCGCAUUGACAAGUGAACAAGGCAGCCAGCCACUGGGGGCGGCAAGUUGAAGCUACAGAAUGGAUGCCAGUGCCAGCUACCUCGCCUACAUGGCAGCAGUCGCUUCAGCACAGGGUCCCAACCCGCUGGGCGCUCUCACCAACCAGCCCGCAGGACCUGCUAACAUGAUGGGACUGGACCUGGAGAUGACACGCAUGGCGCAGGAGACAGUACAGGAAACAGUCAGUGAGGAGGUCUUCACCACCUACAAGGCCAGUGUACCCAUCAUCCCCCAUGCACAGCCCCACCCAGCUGACAUUGUGGAAGCUGGAUCUCUAGCUGCCAUGGCCCUCCCCCCUACAGACUACCCCCUGGCUGACACCAUCCCUGAUGAUGUCAUCAACUCAGGCAAGCUGAGUGCCCUCCAACUGGAGGGGGUGAUAUAUGCUUGUACCAGACAUCAGAUGGUUUUGCCCAACGGUUGCCGGGCGGGGUUCUUCAUUGGAGACGGUGCUGGAGUAGGCAAGGGAAGACAGAUUUCUGGAAUCAUCCUGGACAACUUUGCUCGAGGGAGAACUCGACAUGUCUGGUUCAGCAUCUCUACUGACCUGAAACUGGAUGCCGAGAGAGACCUGCGUGACAUCGGCUGCUAUGUGAAGGUGAUAGAGGGCUGCCAGCAGCUGGAUAGAGAGACCAAGGUGUUCGGACUGCCUCCUGGCUUCAAGGAUGGGGUCAUCUUUAGCACUUACGCCACGCUUGUGUCUUCAGUACAGAAAGGAGUUGGAGCGUCCACAUCUCGGCAGAGUCGGCUGGACCAGCUCAUUAACUGGUGUGGGGGACAGGACUUUGACGGCUGUCUCAUCUUUGACGAGUGUCACAAGGCUAAACACUUUGUGCCUGGUAAAGAGAAAAACAGCACCAAAGUAGCGCUAGCGGUGGCGACCAUCCAGCGCCUCCUGCCCAAAGCCCGUGUGGUGUACUGUAGCGCUACGGGCGUCACCGACGUGAAGAACAUGGCCUUCAUGGAGCGGCUGGGACUGUGGGGGAGGGGCGCCGCCUUCAACGACUUUGAUCAGUUUCUGGAUGCCAUCCAGAGAAGAGGACUUGGUGUGGCUGAGAUGUUAGCGAUGGAGAUGAAAGGAUCCGGCAUGUACAUCUCCAGAGGGCUCAGCUUCAGGCAGGCUGAGUUUGUCACAGUGGAGGUGAACCUUACGCCGCAGCAGAUCAAAACCUACGACAUGGCGGCUCACGUCUGGAACGAGCUGCGCCAGGCGCUCACCACGGCCGUGGCGCGUACGGCCACCAACAACCCGCGCAUGUGGUCCACCUUCUGGUCCUCACACCAGAGGUUCUUCAAGCAGCUCUGUAUGGGCAUGAAGGUGCCAGCAAUUGUACAGGAGGCAAAAGAGUCACUAGAGAAGGGGUACUGUAUAGUGAUUGGAUUACAGACAACAGGAGAGGCCAGCCUGGAGUGUGAGCUGUCCAAACAUGGCGGACAGGUGUUGGGUUUCGUGUCGCUGUGUAAGGAGAUCUACACGAGGUUCGUCCACCAACACUUCCCCACCCACAUCCAGGGGCAGGAGGAGAAGGAGGACUUCUGGUGCAAGUCUGCUAAAGAUCUGCUGCUGGGGUUCGCUGACAAGAUGGAGCUUCCCAACAGCCCCCUGGAUGAGAUCAUCGACCAGCUGGGAGGACCCCAGUGUGUGGCCGAGAUGACCGGCCGGCGCGGCAGGGUCGUGAGAAAGACUCCGAAGUCCCAGCCGCAGUACGUGCUCCGGGACUCGGACACGACGGGCGACAUGGACAGCCUGAACAUCCGCGAGAAAACCAGCUUCAUGGAUGGGAAGAAACUGGUGGCCAUCAUCUCUGAUGCUGCAAGCACAGGUAUCUCUCUACACGCGGACAUGCGAGCGGCCAACCAACGACGGCGCGUGCACAUCACGUUAGAGCUGCCGUGGAGCGCCGACAAGGCUGUACAACAGAUGGGACGAUCACACAGGUCCAACCAAUCCAGUGGUCCUCUGUACAAGUUGGUCACCACAAGUCUGGGUGGAGAAAGAAGAUUUGCUGCAGCUGUGGCAAGAAGGCUACAGUCUCUUGGUGCUCUAACUAAAGGCGAUCGUCGUGCUGCAACUGGCGCUGACUUGAGCGAGUUUAACUUCGACACCCCGUAUGGGAGAACGGCACUGCGGAACAUGUACUACGGAAUCUGCCAUGGCGAGAUGGUGGCGGGGGUGUCCCUGGACAGUGUGACUCAUGGAAAGUACCAGUUUGGAGAGUUGAACAGCAUUAUGCAGGACUGCCUAACACAGAUGGGGGUAAUAGAGGAGGGUGGGGGGAACAGUGUGAAGGACAAGGAUGCUGGGGUGGUCGGGCGCUUCCUCAACAGGAUUCUGGGAUUGAGCGUGGAGCGACAGAACCUGAUUUUCCACUACUUCACCCAAUGUCUGAAUGCCAACGUCAGUGCCGCUAGGAGGGAAGGAAGGUACAAUGAGGGUCUUGUCGACAUUACAGCCUCCUCAGUGGACUUGGUAGGAGACCCACGGGAAGUGUUCCAUGGUGUUCACAAUGGGACCAACAUCACCAGACACGUGGUGUUGUCGGUGGACCGAGGCAUGGACUGGGACUCAGCCGUACAGCGUUCGAAAAACCACGAGAAGGAGAAAGACGGGUUCUACUGCAGCCGGAGAGAGGUGCGCGGGCGUCGCCUCUACAUCCUGGCUACUCAGAAGGAAAACUCCACCCAUCUCUUCAAAGUGGCACGCCCCAACACAGGAGUGUCCAGUUUUGAUGAGGAAAUCUCGGAGAUCCUGUCCCGGUACUCCCACGUAGCUGUGGACAGGGCGGAACACGGGUGGAAGCAGCAAUAUGAGGAGGCCAGUCAGCACUGUAUCCACGGACCCAACUGUAAGAAUGGACAGGCCUGUACGGUUGGCAGUCGGUGCUACCGUGUGAGCUUGCUGUGUGGGGGGAUCGUCACACUCAUGGCCCUGUUAGAGAGAACAGUCGCACAGUACCAGGUCAAGCUGCAGCUCAGCAAGGUGGAGUGCAACCUUCGAGUGGUGAGGGUGGAGCUGAGGGAUGGCAGGAGGAUUGUGGGAUUGCGUUACCCCGAGGUACUCAUCCCGCUGGCGGAAAAGGCGCUGGAAGAGCAGAAUCUCCCAGAAUCCAUCAUUCAGAGGAUCAAGAAUCAGCCCACUAUACUCAGUAAUGGAAUGCUGGCGCUACCAUCCCAGACUACCCCACCUCCACUACCUGCCAACAGGGCGACCUCAGCGGUCAUCGAACCACCCUGUCCAGUCGUGAGGAAGUGCCUCUCUCGAGCCACAACCCCGCCGGUCACCAUCAAAAACUUCUUCAAACCCUGUAGUACCAUGAAAAGGACUACCUCUGCUAGCACAGUGGCGGCCAGCCAAUCAGAUUCAAGUGUGGAAGCUGCUGGCCAAUCAAAUGGUGAUGCCACUGAUCCUGACCAAUCACGUGCAAGCCAGGCCAGCCAAUCAAGUGUUAGCCAAGCCAGCCAAUCAAGUGCAAUACAUUCAACUGAUAUAAGCCAAUCAGAGAAUGACCAAUCACAGGAUGGUGAAAGCAGACAAACCAAAGCAGCUGUGCCAAAUGCUAGUAGUACUACUGACGGUGAUGUUGUGUUUCUCAGCCAAGAUUCGGCCUCAACUCAGGGUUCUAGCUUCGAUUCUGAAAACAAAUUAAGUAGUUCUCAGACCUGUCAGGAUACCAAUACUAUAGAGAAGCUUUCCAUAAAAAGACCGUUAGGAAGUAGCAGUACAAACCGUCCUGCCAAGAGACAGAAGGGUCAGAAGACCAACAGCCUCAUGUCCAUGUUCAAGAAGUCGACACAGAAGGACGAAGUCAGCAAGUUGAAGAAACAGACAUGUCCGAUCUGUAAUGUUGUCAUGAAGCCAGGCACCACAAAUGGAGAGCUGAACCAGCAUAUAGACAACUGUCUGAUAGGAUAAGAACAGUACACCUUGUCGUUUAUACUUCAGAAGGAACUGAAGUGAAGGGUGGACUCAUUGGAAACUGUUUGCGAUGUACCUAGUUUCAAAGGACA